Molecule: messenger RNA, 4469 nt
Organism: Eptesicus fuscus (big brown bat)
Lineage: Eukaryota; Metazoa; Chordata; Mammalia; Chiroptera; Vespertilionidae
Gene: PTPRN2
Product: protein tyrosine phosphatase receptor type N2
Exons: 25
Coding region: 1-4323 (1440 amino acids)
Biological process (GO): protein dephosphorylation
Cellular component (GO): secretory granule
Molecular function (GO): protein tyrosine phosphatase activity
Source: RefSeq, a predicted model, not a curated record
AUGGGGUGCUCGCUGGAAGACGGCCUCUGCAGACGGUGGGAGACCUGUGUCCACGACGGAGUGUUUGGAAGGUGCCAGAAGGUUCCGGUGACCGAUGUCUACCGCUAUGAGGUGUCGCCGGUGGCCCAGCAGCGUCUGAGGGCCGCCCUGCUGCAGCUGUCCCGCGCAGAGCCAGAGAUGGUGACAGUGAUGGAGACGGUGAUGGUGAUGGUGACGGAGACGGUGAUGGACACAGUGACGGUGACGGACACGGUGACGGUGACAGAGACGGAGAGGGUGACGGUGACGGAGACGGUGACGGUGACGGUGACCGACAUGGUGACGGUGAUGGAGACGGUGACGGUGACAGUGACAGACACAGUGACGGACACGGUGACGGUGACGGAGACGGUGACGGUGAUGGACACGGUGGCCGUGACCGUGACGGUGACGGAGACGGUGACGGUGACGGAGACGGUGACGGUGACAGUGACAGUGACGGACACAGUGAUGGACACGGUGACGGUGACAGAGACGGAGACGGAGACGGUGACGGUGAUGGAGACGGUGACGGACACGGUGAUGGUGACGGACACGGUGAUGGUGACAGAGACGGAGACAGAGACGGUAACGGUGAUGGAGACGGUGACCGUGACGGAGACGGAGACGGAGACGGAGACGGUGACGGUGACGGAGACGAUGCUGCUGGAGGGGGGCAGGAAGAUGGGAGGGAGCUUCGCGUGGCAGGAUGGCGACACGCAGCGCGCGCUGGCCCAGGCGCUGGCCCACGUCCCCCGAGCCCAGCUGCGGCGCCCUGAGGCCGCCCGCCCGGCCAGGAGCUGGAAGCUGAGAGCCAAGGACGAGAGGAGGCCUGGUGUGCAGGGCGACCGCGUGCUGGCCGCGGCCCUGGAGCGCUCGCUGCUGUCCCUGGAGGCCCUGCCCCAGGCUGUGGCCCGGGAUCUGCUACCCAGGAUGCAGCAGGGCGGGCGGGCAGCCCAGAGUCAGCGCCACCUCGCCACAGAUCGCGCGGCCUCUGCCCACGUCAGCGCCCACGUCAGCACCCACGUCAGCGCCCACGUCAGCACCCACGUCAGCGCUCACGUCAGCGCCCACGUCAGCGCCCACGUCAGCGCUCACGUCAGCACCCACGUCAGCGCCCACGUCAGCGCCCACGUCAGCGCCCACGUCAGCGCUCACGUCAGCGCCCACGUCAGCGCCCACGUCAGCGCCCACGUCAGCGCCCACAUCAGCGCUCACGUCAGCGCCCACGUCAGCGCCCACGUCAGUGCCCACGUCAGCGCUCACGUCAGUGCCCACGUCAGCGCCCACGUCAGCGCCCACGUCAGCGCCCACAUCAGCGCUCACGUCAGCGCCCACGUCAGCGCCCACGUCAGCGCCCACGUCAGCGCCCACAUCAGCGCUCACGUCAGCGCCCACGUCAGCGCCCACAUCAGCGCUCACGUCAGCGCCCACGUCAGCGCCCACGUCAGCGCCCACAUCAGCGCUCACGUCAGCGCCCACAUCAGCGCCCACAUCAGCGCUCACGUCAGCGCCCACGUCAGCGCCCACGUCAGUGCCCACGUCAGCGCUCACGUCAGUGCCCUCGUCAGCGCUCACGUCAGUGCCCACGUCAGCGCCCACGUCAUCGCCCACGUCAGCGCCCACGUCAGUGCCCACGUCAGCGCUCACGUCAGCGCCCACGUCAGUGCCCACGUCAGCGCUCACGUCAGCGCCCACGUCAGCGCCCACGUCAGCGCUCACGUCAGCGCCCACAUCAGCGCCCACGUCAGCACCCACGUCAGCGCUCACGUCAGCGCCCACAUCAGCGCCCACAUCAGCGCCCACGUCAGCGCCCACAUCAGCGCCCACGUCAGCGCUCAUGUCAGCGCCCACGUCAGCACCCACGGCGAGGGCCCCCCGGCCGACAGCGCGCUGACCUACGUGCCCCAAACGUCCGCUCUGACCCACGCCCCUGCCUCCCGGACCAGCCACCCCCCGGGCCGCCCGCUGCAGACCCUCAGCCGGCUCCAGCCCGGCGAGCUCAGCCCCGAGGGGGGCGGCGGGGUCCAGAAGCAGACUCUGCUCAGGCAGCUGAUCGCCUACUUGGCCAUGAUACCCCCCUCGCCCACCGAGGCGGGCCCCCUCACGCCCGACGACCUGCGCGUGCCUUGGAGGAAACACGGAAAACGGUUUUCGCCUCCAGAAGACCCCGCGGAGCCCCUGGGCGCCGGCGACGGAGCAUGGACUCAGAAUUUCCUGGAGGACCCAAGAGAGCACCAGGCCUCUGUGGAGACGCUGAGCACCCCGGACCUGGACGAGGUGGCCGGGGUGAUAGCCGAUGCCACGGACGCGGAGGGCCCGUGGGAAGGCCCCGGAGGAGCUGGAGGAGAGCCCGGGGCGCCGGCGGACAGCUCGGAGGCAGCGCUCGGGGACCGUGCCCAUGGCGGGGUGGGAGCGCGAGGCACCAGAGCACGGGACGGCGAGGCUCACGGUCACGGAGAGGUCGGUCCUGCGAGCCUCCGCCGUGGGGACGUCCUGCAGGGCCCGGGGUCUCCACGCCCACCUGGAGCCCCACCUGGAGCCCCACCUGCCCCCGGGACCGAGCAGGCGGCGGGCCCCGCGGCCGCCUCGUCUUCGGAGGAGGACGCCGCCGGGGUGGAGAACGUGAAGAGUCGGAGCUUCUCCACAGAGCUGCUGGCGAGGCCGCACUCGGGGCCCGGGGCCCACGGGCUUGGGCAGUUCCCGCGCUGGGUCUCGGGGGCCCCGCAGGAGCAGGAGGACCCCGGCCACGGCCUGCGGCUGGAGGUCAAGUCCCCCGAGGAGACCUAUGGCUACAUCGUGACAGAGAGCGACCCCCUGAGCCUGGAGAAGGGGAAGCAGCUGCUGGCGGACGUCACAGGCCUGCUCCGGGUGCCCACGAGCGUCCUCGCAGACACCGAGGUCCUGGGACCAGCCGUGACCUUCAGAGUGAGCGCCAACGUCCAGAACGUGACGCCUGCAGAUGUGGCGAAGGCAGCAGUCAGCAACAAGGACCAACUGGAGCGGUCGUCGGGACUGAGGAUUCUUCGGGCCGGAGUGGGGCCGAAAAGCAAGCUCAAGCUCCCAGCUCGCCCCGCGGAGCCGGAGGACCCGGCUAAGUUCCUGGUGCUCACGCUGCUGUCCAUGGCUGCCAUCCUGGGCGUCCUGCUGGCCUCGGGGGCCAUCUACUGCCUGCGCCACGACUCUCACCGCCGGCUCCGGGAGAAGCUCUGGGGCCUGGCGGGCGACCCGGGCCCCAACGCCACCGCAGCCUACCAGGAGCUCUGUCGCCAGCGCAUGGCCGUGCGCACCGCUGACCGCCCGGAGGCCCCGCCCGGGUCGCGCAUCAACAGCGUGUCCUCGCAGUUCAGUGACGGGCCGAUGCCCAGCCCUCCCGCGCGGAGCAGCACCUCGUCCUGGUCCGAGGAGCCGGCGCUGCCCAACAUGGACAUCUCCACCGGCCACAUGGUCCUGGCCUACAUGGAGGACCACCUGAGGAACAGGCACCGGCUGGAGAAGGAGUGGGAGGCGCUGUGCGCGUACCAGGCGGAGCCCAGCAGCUCGCUCGUGGCCCAGAGGGAGGAGAACGUGCCCAAGAACCGCUGCCCUGCGGUGCUGGCCUACGACCACUCCAGGAUCCUGCUGAAGCCGGAAAACAGCCACAGCCACUCGGACUACAUCAACGCCAGCCCCAUUAUGGACCACGACCCCAGGAGCCCUGCGUACAUUGCCACCCAAGGACCGCUGCCCGCCACCGUGGCCGACUUCUGGCAGAUGGUGUGGGAGAGCGGCUGCGUGGUCCUCGUCAUGCUGGCCCCGCUGGCGGAGAACGGCGUCCGGCAGUGCUACCACUACUGGCCCGACGAGGGCUCCAACCUCUACCACGUCUACGAGGUGAACCUGGUCUCCGAGCACAUCUGGUGCGAGGACUUCCUCGUGAGGAGCUUCUACCUGAAGAAUCUGCAGACCAACGAGACCCGCACGGUGACCCAGUUCCACUUCCUGAGCUGGUAUGACCAGGGCGUGCCGUCCUCCACGCGGUCCCUCCUGGACUUCCGCAGAAAAGUAAACAAGUGCUACAAAGGCCGCUCUUGCCCAAUAAUUGUUCACUGCAGCGACGGCGCGGGCAGGAGCGGCACCUACAUCCUGAUCGACAUGGUUCUCAACAAGAUGGCCAAAGGCGCUAAAGAGAUCGACAUCGCGGCCACCCUGGAGCACCUGCGGGACCAGAGGCCGGGCAUGGUCCAGACCCAGGCGCAGUUCGAGUUCGCUCUGACCGCGGUGGCCGAGGAGGUCAACGCCAUCCUCACGGCCCUUCCCCAGUGAGCGGCCCGCAGCCCGGCCGCCGCCUGCGGGAGCCACGGCGGCGAUGUGUCUCCAGUGUAACUGCCCAGUAGUAAGGCCCCCACAUCCCAUAGUCACUACAGCUUAGCCGUUAAAUCGUGUAUUUUUGUUCAAUUAAAUAAUAAUGA